Messenger RNA from Gastrolobium bilobum, 894 nucleotides. RefSeq lists its product as uncharacterized. The transcript is spliced from 4 exons. The record is from RefSeq and is a predicted model, not a curated record. The coding region runs from base 1 to 894 and encodes 297 amino acids. Lineage: Eukaryota; Viridiplantae; Streptophyta; Magnoliopsida; Fabales; Fabaceae. Gene Ontology annotation, molecular function: RNA-DNA hybrid ribonuclease activity; nucleic acid binding.
AUGUGCACCCCUGAUGCCACCUGUUCUGAGGAUUGGCUCAAAUGGAGAAAUCUUGUUUCUGGAAAAUCAGUGGUGAAAAAUGCAUACUGCCUGUUGUUGAAUUCGAAGUAUGAUAGGGACAAAAUUUGGGCUGCAGUUUGGCAGUGGAAGGGACCUUUUAGGAUGGCUGUUUUUCUCUGGUUAGCCUGCCUUAACAAGUUGCCUGUGAGGAGCAUCACUUCUCUUUGGAGUGCAGGGGAGAUUCUUUGUCCAACUUGUGCUGCUGGGCAUGAAUCAUUGAUGCAUUUGCUAAGAGACUGUACUGCUGCUAGAAGAAUUUGGGAGAUAUGGUUUGAUGUCUAUAAAAUUCUUUGCUACUUGAAGGAGAUGAGGAGGAGAAGAAAUGGUGAAGCAAAUGCUGUUGACGAUAACCAGUAUUUAAUCCUUAAGGGUACUGGUCAGGAGGACUCUAGCUGUAAGGUGAGGAUCUAUGUUGAUGGUGCAGUCAGCCUAGCUAGUAAAAAGGGAGCAUGUGGAGAUUUUGCUUGCUCAGUUAAUGGUGAAUGGCUAAGUGGAUUUUCCUAUUCGAUAGGUGUUAAGAACUUUGAGCUAGCUGCAAGAUUAAAUUUAUCCAAGGUUUUGAUGGGAAGUGACCGUGAGGAAGCAAUUUCGUGCUUAGAGGACGAGUCUGAAAUUUACAGCUUUUCCUCUUUGAUUGCUGAUAUAAGGAAAGCUGCCAAUUCAUUUGAGCUUGUUCAGGUGGAAUACAUACCUAGAGAACGUAUUGCUCUUGCAGAUCUGUUAGCUAAGACAGGUUUAUAUUUUAAGGGGGGUGAGUGCUGCGACAUAUCCAGGACGGCCCCUGCAAGCCAAACCAUUAUAGAGCAGACAAAAUGGAGCAUAGAUAAAGUUUAA